Molecule: messenger RNA, 1567 nt
Organism: Serpula lacrymans var. lacrymans S7.9
Lineage: Eukaryota; Fungi; Basidiomycota; Agaricomycetes; Boletales; Serpulaceae
Exons: 4
Coding region: 1-1470 (489 amino acids)
Source: RefSeq, a predicted model, not a curated record
AUGAGCAGCGACCCCCUUGAUCAUUAUCCUACCAUCGAUGACCUCGUUGAUGGUGUGCGGACCGGUUCCACAACUGAUCUCUGGGAUGUCGUCGUCAGUAUCUCUGUGGAGAAGCUCAACGGCAUCUUACACACUCUCUGGAUAACUGACUCUACUACAACCAAUGUGAAAGUCACAACUACGAGCUUAGAUCAAUUCGAACAACCGUUUUACAUCGAUUGGGACGUGAAGCUUGGGUCACCGUCACUCAGUUUUACGCUUGAUGGUAAAUCAUCCCUUACCAUGUCCCUCUCUGGCACGCAUCAAGUUCAGGGAAAGAAUCCAAACACCGGAGAAGAAAUGCCUAUCAUACCUAUUCCUGAGAAUUCAUAUGUUCUCGUGGCCACUGUGCCUUUGGUAGCGGUGAAAGCUGUCGAAGGAGAUACAGCAGGCACAGACCCUACCAAUUCAGAUCAGGUCAUCAGUUUUGAUGAUAAUCCUGACGCCAAACUGCACGUUGUAUUCCAGUUUAACAACGAAGGCUCGUCUCAGUAUCGAAUUGACUACACUGGUUCUGGAGAUGACCCGUCUGGCGACCAAAUUUCUAUUGGCUUGCGAGAAAAGCUUGCAGACUGGAUGAUGGACCCUAAGAACAUCAACGCCAUCACAUAUUCUCUGGCAGUUGUGGAGCAGACUCCUUCUGUGGACACACAAUACUUGACGCCAGAGUCGAUGUCGUUUUCCAUCUACGCUUCCAGCACAAAGACAGUGGGCUGUCUUAGCGUGUAUAUCAAAACGAAGGACUCAGAUUAUCCUGUUGGUAACCAGCAGCGCGCUUUUCACUUCCCAAAAACCAACCAAAACUCGUAUCCUAUUCCGGAUGGUUACGAUGCGAGUAUCAGUAUCAUCAUUCGUCGCAACAAUUUCUCCAAGUUUCUGAAUACUGCAAUCCAUAACACUCGAGAGUCAAGCGGCAAGGAGUUUGAGUAUGUCAACGAAAACGAUACUCAGACAGGGUUCUCAUUCACCAUCGCCCUGAAUGACGACCUUGUUGCGUUCAUGAAGCAGCAAAUUCUCGGCGGUUCACCACAACAGAGUAGGGGGACGCACACUGACGUCACUGGACAGCAUUUUGGUGAUGUCUUCUGCAAGAUCGUCGUGGAUAAAACUAUUCCCCUCAUGCAAACUGAUCAAACCGAAAUACGUGCAAACAUCAGCAUGUCAAAUGGUGAUUAUCGUAAGACCACUCGGAAGGAAGGUGAUGAGGGAUGGCCAGAGCCUGGUCAAGUCAUCGGCGCAUUCAAUAGCUGGGAGCUUCCGACUUUCAGUGGGGACUUCGGUUUAGACUUCUUCGCUACGACCAAUAUUUUCGCUCCUGGAAAGCAGAUCAUCGAUAUCGAUACGAAGCGAGGCGUACUUACCCCUUAUGACGUUCUUCUGGUGGGACAUAUCAAAGACGAUGUCAGAUCCGCUGUCAAAGCCGGAGUGUGAUGGGCUACCGUUGGUAGACAGUGUACGAUAUUCAAAAAAUUGUGCUACAAAUUAUGUAUGAUACAGCAAUCAUAUAGGCUGAUUACCCCACCGAUUA